This is a messenger RNA of Nannizzia gypsea CBS 118893, 603 nucleotides long. RefSeq names its product glutamyl-tRNA synthetase. The transcript has a single exon. The record is from RefSeq and is a predicted model, not a curated record. NCBI's taxonomy places the organism in Eukaryota, Fungi, Ascomycota, Eurotiomycetes, Onygenales, Arthrodermataceae. Bases 1 to 603 code for a protein of 200 amino acids.
AUGGCUAAAUUUGAAGCAGCGCUGAAGAAAAUUGACGACGUGCACUUAAAGGACCCAAAGCUGGUCAGCGUCAAGAAUGAAGCCGGAGAAGACGAAGAGAUACCGGAUGAGCUUCACUAUGCGAACAGAAUGAUGGAGUAUCUUCUUAAGCAUGAUCCGGAGCCGUCCGAGCUACUCCGUCUGGCUGUACGAGCACAACAUCUGCAGCGCUGGGAGAUUCCUCGCGCCGACUACCCAAUGAACCGAAUGGGCUAUCUCUCCUGGAGGACGGCGCAGAAGAAGCGCCAGGCAACUCACGCCGAAGAGAUCUGUCUAAGCUGUGGAUAUUCCGCUGAAGAAGCUGCGAGAGUGGCAGCCCUAGUGAGAAAGGAGGACAUGAAGCGGGAUGCCGAGUGUCAGGUUCUGGAGGAUGUUGCAUGUCUUGUGUUUCUGGCAGACCAGUUUGAGAAGUUCGAGCAGGAGCAUGGCGAGGAUAGGGGGAAGAUUGUGAAUAUCCUGAAGAAGACGUGGGCGAAGAUGUCGGAACGGGGUCAUGAGCUGGCCUUGCAGAUUAAGAUGUCUGACCAGGCAAAGGGUCUGGUUGCGGAGGCACUUGAAGCCUGA